Messenger RNA from Aspergillus nidulans FGSC A4, 1032 nucleotides. RefSeq lists its product as uncharacterized. The transcript is spliced from 2 exons. Bases 1 to 1032 code for a protein of 343 amino acids. NCBI's taxonomy places the organism in Eukaryota, Fungi, Ascomycota, Eurotiomycetes, Eurotiales, Aspergillaceae. The record is from RefSeq and is a predicted model, not a curated record.
AUGGACAUCAAGUUCGUCCUCGUCACAGGCGCAACUGGCUUUAUUGGCGCGCACAUCGUUGACGCCCUCCUAGGUCACGGCCUACGGGUGCGCGGCGCAACGCGCUCCCUGGCCAAAGGCGAAGAAAUGUUGAAAGCACGCCUGCACUACAAAGAACAGCUCGAGUUCGUCAAGAUCAACGAUUUUGAGAAUCCCGGUGGACUAGCUGAAGCUGUCAAGGGCGUUGAUGGUAUCAUUCAUACGGCGAGUCCCUUCACAUACGAUACAAAAGACAACGAAAAGGAACUCGUCAUCCCCGCCAUAAACGGCGUGAAAGCUGUCUUUGAAGCGGCGGCCGCUGCCGACGCAUCUACAACUAAAAUCAAGCGCAUAGUCCUAACAUCCUCCUUUGCGUCGGUCAUAGACGUAAACCGCAGAGCAGGACCAGGAUCAGGGCCAGAUGGAUACUUCACCUACACAGCUGCCGAUUGGAACCCACUAAGCUACGCCGAGGCAAUUGAUACAUCCACCAAUGCGGUAGUGGCAUACCGCGGAUCCAAGAAAUUCGCCGAGCUCGCGGCGUGGGAGUUUAUCCGCGACAGAAAGCCGUCGUUUGAUCUCGUUACUCUCUGUCCGCCCAUGACCUUUGGCCCGGUUGUGCAUCCUGUUCCAUCAGUGGAGAGUCUCAAUGAGUCGAAUGCAAUGCUGUGGAAAGUCGCUGUCGGCGAACCGCUUCCUGUCGCGCGUGUGCCUUUCUGGAUUGAUGUGCGUGAUCUAGCGGAUGCACAUAUAGGCGCAUUGUUGAAGCCUGGAGUUGGAGGGAGGAGAUAUACGGUUGCGGCGCCAGAGAGAUUCUCGUAUGGGCUUGCGGCGGGGAUUAUCAAGGAGGAGUUUGCAGACUUGAGAGAGCGGGUUACGGGGACAAGGCAGGACGUGGAUGAGAGUCAUGGGUUGGAUGGGGAGACGGCCGGAAGGGAAUUGGGUAUCAGCUAUAGGCGGUUCAGAGAGACGGUGCGGGAUUUGGUGAGGCAGGGGGUGGAGAGGGGUUGGUGA